This is a messenger RNA of Gadus chalcogrammus (walleye pollock), 2227 nucleotides long. It is a transcript of the gene psma4, whose product is annotated as proteasome 20S subunit alpha 4. Gene Ontology annotation, cellular component: cytosol; nucleus; proteasome core complex, alpha-subunit complex. Lineage: Eukaryota; Metazoa; Chordata; Actinopteri; Gadiformes; Gadidae. Bases 110 to 895 code for a protein of 261 amino acids. The record is from RefSeq and is a predicted model, not a curated record. The transcript has 9 exons. Gene Ontology annotation, biological process: ubiquitin-dependent protein catabolic process.
GUCACUAGAGGCGCCCUACCUCAAGACGUCAUAUCCGGUGACAUCACACCGGGAACAGGAGAAGAACAACACUCACGCUAAGAGCAACACAAUCUGACUGUAAUAAAAAAUGUCCCGUCGAUAUGAUUCCAGGACGACCAUCUUCUCGCCUGAGGGGCGCCUGUACCAGGUGGAGUAUGCUAUGGAGGCCAUUGGCCACGCUGGCACCUGCCUCGGAAUCCUAGCCAAUGACGGCGUGUUGCUGGCCGCUGAAAGGCGGAACAUUCACAAGCUGUUGGACGAAGUUUUCUUCUCAGAAAAGAUCUACAAACUCAAUGAAGACAUAGCGUGCAGCGUGGCUGGAAUCACAUCAGAUGCUAACGUGCUUACCAAUGAACUGAGGCUAAUAGCCCAGAGGUACCUGCUGCAGUACCAGGAGCCCAUGCCCUGUGAGCAGCUGGUCACAGCCCUGUGUGACAUCAAACAGGCCUACACCCAGUUUGGAGGCAAGCGUCCGUUUGGAGUGUCUCUGCUGUACAUGGGCUGGGACAAGCACUAUGGGUUCCAGCUGUACCAGAGCGACCCCAGCGGGAACUACGGCGGCUGGAAGGCCACCUGCAUCGGCAACAACAGCGCCUCUGCGGUGUCCAUGUUGAAGCAGGACUUCAAAGAGGGCGAGAUGUCUCUGGCCUCAGCGCUGGCCCUCGCUGUCAAAGUCCUCAACAAGACCAUGGACGUCAGCAAGCUGUCCGCCGAGAAAGUGGAGAUCGCGACGCUGACCCGGGAGAACGGCAAGACGUGCAUCAAGGUGCUGAAGCAGAAGGAGGUGGAGGAGCUCAUCAAGAAGCACGACUUGGAGGAGGCCAAGGUGGAGAAGGCGAAGAAGGAGAAGGAGCAGAAGGAGAAAGACAAGUAGUCCGUCCCCAAGGCUGCCUCCACCCUCGCCUCCUAUAUUAAGUUUACCUGCGUGUGUAUGAUUGUGUGAGCUCAGUUGACGAGUGCACUGUGUGAAAUGCCAGAAGCACAUUGUUGCUCUACUUGUGUCGUUUUUUUUCUUAAAAUAAACCCGAAUGAUUGAUCAGGUACAGAGUUUUUGAUUUGUUCUUUAACACUAUCUGUCACACAACCCUUGCUCCAUAUGAAUGCACAGCACGGGGAUCUUUGUCGUACUUGAAGGUGCUUAGGUAAAAACAUCCACGAAUUGUAAUGUAUGAUAUUACAUUGCUUUUAUAGUUACCACAUGUAGUGGGUUACCCUGAAGAUAUCGUCAUCACUGCUUUUCCAUAGCUAAAAUGGUACUGGUUUAAUAAUGCAGAUAUGUUCAGGGCUAUGUUUGAAGAAGAGAUGGACUCUUAACCAUCGUAUUGGCCUACUUAUGGCCCAAGUUAAGUUCUUGUUCGUCAUGAGAUCCCAAAAAAGAUUUGUAGCCUCGAAGUGCACACUUUCCGGAACAUUUGAGUAAAUAAUAUGUAUAUUUUAUUUGUGAAUAAUGUGAUAUUGUUUUUGACAUAAGUAUCAAUGGUCAUUUUAUUGUGCCCCCUUUUUCGGGAAUACAGUUGGGCUACUCAAUUAUAACUAACUCAAGCCAAUACAAAUACCUAACCUGAUUCGUCUUGAUAAAGCCGUCUUGGUGUAUGGGUAGAGAAUUAUUUGUAGGAGUAGGCUAGGCUAACGAAACCGAGAAACGAUGGCAAGCAGCGUCAGCGAAUUCCUGGAAAUAGGAUGUUAACCCUAAACCUAACCCUGAUCUAGGAAGUGGCUAUCAUCCCCAUGCUUGAGAUGGAGUUAUGUUCAAUCAAUGUGAAAAUAUAUCACAUUCUAUAUAGGCUUAAACUAAUGUGUUACCUACUGACCAACUCUGUCUCUUUCAAUCUUGCAACGUCUAUCUACACGUGACUUUGUUAAAGUAGUUUAAGUGCUCCAAACCGCUCUCAAUAGACGGAUAUGUCUGUAGGGCAAACUACACGUCAUUGGUCUGCAGAACAUGGUAGUCACUUUAGAGUUGAACAGACUGCAGAUUACUGGAGUAUUUGGAAUAAAUCAGGCCAGUUUCAAAAUAAUUUUCAGAGCUCUAUUAUAAAAGCCUAUUUUAUUGAAAGAAAAUGACUUCAUUCAGAUAUGCAUUUUAUUUAUCUCCCACACGAAGAAAUGAAGGCCUAUCUAUAUUAUUCAUGUGUGUCAUAAAAUGGUUAACUCUUAACCGUAAACCAUGACAGCCUGACCCCACCCCUCCCAAAAAACACAGAAA